Molecule: messenger RNA, 1218 nt
Organism: Closterium sp. Naga37s-1
Lineage: Eukaryota; Viridiplantae; Streptophyta; Zygnematophyceae; Desmidiales; Closteriaceae
Source: the annotation of a GenBank genome assembly
AUGCCGCACGUACCGGAGACCAUGUGCGCGUGGCAGUACUUCAAGCACGGCGGCGGGGCUGAUGCACUCUCGCUGAAUAACAACGUCCCCGUUCCCAUGCCGAGCAAGGGCGAGGUGCUGGUUCGCGUGCGCGCGGCGAGCAUCAACCCGGGCGACUGGAAGGUGCAGUCGGGCCUCAUCCCCUUCCUGCCGCGCCGUUUCCCCGCCACAGCUGGGUACGACCUGGCAGGCAACGUGGUGGCAGUGGGGCCGGGCGUUACCAAGUACGCUGUGGGAGAUGCCGUUUUUGGAAAGGCACCGUUCUUCAAAAUGGGCGCCCUGGCUCAAUACGCCAUACUGGAAACUGCCCGCAGUGCACGCAAGCCUUCCUCCCUCACCUUUGAGUCUGCCGCUGCUCUCCCCGUCGGUCUCACCGCCCUGGAAGCCGUGAGGGACGGCGCCGGCCUGCCCCUUCCUGCAAGCCCGGAGGAACCCAAACCGGGUUGUAAGUCGCCUCAAAAUUUGAGUGUGGAGUGCAGCCCUGAUAGCAGUGGUAAGGGCGAGAACAGCAGCAACAGCACUGUUUCCGGUGCCAGCACAAGCAGGAACGACGGUAGCGGGAAGAGGGCGCGAGUGCUGGUGGCGAAUGCGUCGGGGGGAGUGGGGCAUAUGGCAGUGCAGCUGGCAAAGGCAGCAGGGGCACACGUGACUGCCACUGUAGGUGCUCGCAACCUCGCCUUUGCACGGAACGUGCUUGGAGCAGACGAGGUGUUUGAUUACAACUCAACUGCAGGGAAACAGCUCUUUGCUUUAUCAACCACAUCCCCUUCGCCUGUGAUCAGCCUUUCUGCUCCUGCUGCUGCACAGGUUUCUUCAUCUGCCAAUCCGCCUAUCUCUGGGCAGUAUUAUGUGGUGAUUGAUUGCUCGCCCACCAGCCUGGCAGUCUCUGCGGUGGGCAGGGUUCUCCGUCCCCAAGGGAGGUGGGCGCAUGUGGAGCUUCCGCUCUCUCUGCUCGCUCUGGGACUCUGGCGCCGCUUGGCUCUUCGCCCGAGGAAACUGCAUCCUGCUAUGAUGGCGAACAGGGAGGGUGAUCUGGAGGUGCUGGGGAGGAUGGCGGAGGAGGGGAAGGUGAGGGUGGUGGUGGAGAGUACUGUGGCGUUUGAAGAGGCGAGAGAGGCGUGGAGGAGGAGCAUGGGAGGGCAUGUGACGGGAAAGGUGGUGGUUAGGAGGAUGGAGUGA